AUGUCAUUUUCCAUGCUAGGACGUGGUGGUUCUUCCGGAGGGAAGUUUCGUAUCUCCCUGGGUCUGCCAGUAGGCGCAGUAAUAAACUGUGCUGACAACACAGGAGCCAAGAAUCUGUAUAUCAUUGCAGUUAAGGGAAUCAAGGGCCGUCUCAACAGACUACCUGCAGCAGGAUCUGGUGAUAUGGUUCUGGCAACAGUGAAGAAAGGAAAACCAGAGCUUAGGAAAAAGGGUGAGUUGUGCAGUGUAGUACAAUAACAGGAUCUUUAUUUGCCAUGGGAGAUGGGAGAUAUUUCAGGCUUCUGUGGAAAAUUCUUUGGCUAUGUUUUGAUGUACUACUGCAUAGUAGGAAAGGCUCAGAGUUAAGAGUAAUUAUGCGCAGGAAAAACCACGAUGCUACUGUUUAGGGUGUGAUUUUGCAUUGCAUUGUUAGUAAACAAAUGUUUUUCUAAUAAAUGUUGGCUAAGUUGUCACUAACAUAAUUGUACAGUUAUCUAUUGUCUGUUUUGUUUGCUUGUUGAAAGAACUGGAGGUCAAUGUCAGUAUCUGAGCAACUUCACACCUACCCCUCCCCUAACCCAACAUUAACCCUAACUUGUUAUCACUUGACCCUAUUAGGGGAGGGGUAGGUGCAAGGUUUCUCAGAUACAACAAUUAUCCAAACUUUCCAUCAUUUGACUCAACCCUUUAAACCCUAAGAGUGACUAGCAUCCAAUUUCUCCCUACAGUAUUACUCCUGAAUCACACACUAAGGUCAUAAAAAUAAGGGAAAUGGUCAUCAGGGAAGGAACCUUUUGAUUGGCAAACAAAUUCUCCUUUUCAGCACCUUAAGAAAUGUAUAGAGAACAGUGUGGAGAACCUGUAUACUGAUGUUUAGGGUUUAAAGGGUUCAGACAUUAACCAUGUUCUUCCAAGUCUCUGCUUGUCUUUUAGUAAAUAUUUUCUAAUCUUUUAUUUUUUAGUAAUGCCUGCAGUAGUUAUCAGACAACGGAAGGCAUUUAGAAGGAAGAAUGGGCUGUUCAUUUACUUUGAAGGUAUGCUUCAUGACUCAAGCGACUGAAUUAAAUAACAUUAUAACAUAGCUAGUAAAUUUGUCUAAUCAAAUUCAAUUGCGUGAGCAUGCUUCAUAUUCCUAAUGUGCACGCUCAUGACGUCAGCAAACAAAUCCGUUGAGAAAAAAAAAUUGAAAAUGUUAUAAAACAAUUGGUUCAUAUGUCAGCUGUGCGUUCAUCGAGAUAUGAAGCACUUGGGAAGUUUGGAGAGCACUCAAGAAGCUAGAGUUGCUCUCGGCUAUGCUUCGAGCAACCCUUACGCAUCUUUCAUGCUCUCCAAACUUCCUGCAUGCUUCAUACAGGGUGUGAAAUUAAUUUUUUUUUCUGAUAGCCUCUUGGCUCCUAAAUUCUUCAAAGUGGUAGCCAAUUCAAAAGAAGUUGGUCGCCAUUUUCAAAGACAAAGAAACCCUUUUUUUUUUUACACUGUCAUCGUUCUAGAAAUUAAGUUAGGGAAAAGAUCUUUAACGUGCUACAAAGUGGACACUAGGAUGGAUGAUAUGCAACAUUCAAGCUCACCUAAAUCCAAGAUGGUGUCUAGUGAUCGAUCUUGAUGCAUGUGUUGUGUUUUGGAAACAAAUUUAAUGAGGAAGUUUGCCGCGGAUUUAUCUUUGCAAAUCUUUUUAAUUUACUAUAUCUCUAGGUAAGGUUAUGAUAAAACAUUCUAGUCGCCAAUUUGGCGACUAAUUUUCAGGAUUUGGUCGCCAAAGUAAAAAAUUUAGUCGCAUUGCCGCCUGUAUUAGGCGCAAUUUCAUGCCCUGUUCAUAUCUCGAUGAAGGCAUGCUGACGUAUGAACCAAUUGUUAAUUUAUGAUUUUAUAUGAAGUGACAGCAUAUGCAGCAAACACAUAACUGAUUAGUGUCAAUAUCAUGGUUUAUCUCAAGUCUGACAUUUCAUGGAAAUUUUGAAAAAUUCAAGUGAAAUAGAGCACUCACAGAACUCUUGCUCUCUUUUUCCUAGUAUACUUGUAAUUCCACUCUUGGUAAAUCAAAAUCAAAGAAAAAGGAAAAUUGAGGAUUGUCAAGCAUUGCUUAGGCUUUAUGGGGUCUUUGUAUUUUAUUCUGAGUAAACAUGAAUUGCAUAUGGAUAUUCUUUCUUUACAGAUAACGCAGGAGUCAUAGUGAAUAACAAAGGAGAGAUGAAAGGUAAAAGAAAGCAAACUGUGACAGACUUUUAAUACAAGAGAGAUGCAGCUGAUAAGGAUUUAUUGCAACUGACAGUUUGGUGAACAACAAUGUGAAUUAUUUGAAAAUGAGAUGCUAGUGAACAAAGUGUUUUUGUUGACUGAAUCAAAGUUGAAUGUGUAGGUUGAUGGUGAAGUUUUGUGAGGUGUCAAAUCAAGUAAUAGAAUUUGCAUCCUUUUUUGGGAUUGUAUUUUUAAAGAUAAUUGUGACAAGUCUCUUGUUAUCUUUAUAGGCUCUGCUAUCACUGGCCCUGUAGCCAAGGAAUGUGCAGAUCUGUGGCCAAGGAUUGCCUCAAAUGCUGGCAGCAUUCAAUGAAAUGUACAGAACAUGUGUCAAAAUUAAACUCCUCUGACUACACACAGCUGUCAUCUGAUGUAUUGAACCUUCUGAUUUUCACAUAUUUUUGCCUGCGUCAGUCUCUCAGUCAGGGGAGAUUGAAAAAAUAAGAGGCUGGCAACAAUUGUCAGUUUUAGUUGUCAAAGGAACAGCUGACCCCUGCCAAUUUUUGCAUAUGUGCAAUAUUGGUCAUUCAUUUGGUGUGGUACAUAAGUUCACUUACCCUUUAUUCCCCCUGAAAUCAAAACUAUGUUGUCUAAAGUAGACUCUCUAAAGUGUUUGUGAAGCCACGUUUAUAAUUAUUUAUUGAUAGAUUUACAAAUCAACAAAGUUAUUAUCUUGACAGAUAUAUUACUG
Pocillopora meandrina is the source of this 2926-nucleotide messenger RNA. Lineage: Eukaryota; Metazoa; Cnidaria; Anthozoa; Scleractinia; Pocilloporidae. The record is from the annotation of a GenBank genome assembly.